Messenger RNA from Arabidopsis arenosa, 1977 nucleotides. NCBI's taxonomy places the organism in Eukaryota, Viridiplantae, Streptophyta, Magnoliopsida, Brassicales, Brassicaceae. The record is from the annotation of a GenBank genome assembly.
AUUACUAAAAAUUGGUUAAUAAUCGAAAUUAACAAUUUGUAUUUGCAAUUAUAGUAACUCGUAAGAUUGAUCAGCAAACAAAAUAUGGCUCAAAAGGUGGACGCAAAAGGAGGGAAAGCAGGCAACCAAUGGGACGAUGGAUCCCAACAUGACGCCGUGACCAAGAUUCAGGUCGCAGCAGGCGCAAAUGGAAUUCAAUACAUUCAGUUCGAUUAUGUCAAGAACGGACAAACCGAACAAACUCCUAUUCGCGGUAUCAAAGGCCGUACCAUUCCAGCUGAUCCGUUUGUGAUUAACCAUCCUGAGGAGCAUCUAGUUUCUGUAGAAAUUUGGUAUAGACCUGAAGGUGUUGUUCAAGGGCUUAGGUUCGUAUCCAACAAAAAGACUUCUGGUUUCAUUGGAUAUGAUCUUGGUACUCGAUUCAUUAUGCAAGUUCAAGACAAGAAGAUCAUUGGCUUUCAUGGGUCUGCGGGAGACAAUCUUAGUUCUCUUGGGGCUUACUUUGCUCCGUUGACUAGUACAACUCCGUUGACUCCUGCCAAGCAGCUACCGGCACUUGGUAGUGAUGAUGGAACUGCAUGGGAUGAUGGUGCUUACGUUGGUGUUAAGAAGGUGUACGUAGGACAAGCCCAAGAUGGUAUCUCGGCCGUUAAGUUUGUGUACGACAAAAGCCCUGAGGAGAUCGUAGGAGAAGAACAUGGAAAGAGUACUCUACUCGGAUUCGAAGAGUUCGUACUUGACUAUCCAAGUGAAUACAUCACCGCAGUGGAAGGCACCUAUGAUAAAAUCUUUGGGAGUGAUGGCUCAGUCAUAACUAUGCUUAGGUUCAAGACUAAUAAGCAAACGUCACCUCCCUUUGGACUUGAAGCUGGCACAGCCUUCGAACUCAAAGAGGAAGGCCACAAAAUCGUUGGCUUCCAUGGAAGAGCCGUAACUCAUAAGACUGGUAAAAAGCAAAGAACGAUGGCUCAAAAGGUGGAAGCACAUGGAGGGAAAGGAGGCAACCAAUGGGACGAUGGAUCAGAACACGACGCUGUGACCAAGAUUCAGGUCGGAGCAGGUGGACUCGGCAUUCAAUACGUACAGUUCGAUUAUGUCAAGAAAGGACAAACUGAAGAAGCUCCUCUUCGCGGCAUCAAAGGCCGUAGUAUCGCAGCUGAUCCGUUUGUGAUCAACCAUCCAGAGGAGCACUUGGUUUAUGUAGAAGGUUGGUAUAACCCUGAAGGUCUUAUUCAAGGGCUUAAGUUCAAAUCCAACAAGAAAACUUCUGAUGUCAUUGGAUAUGAUGAUGGUACUCAAUUCACUCUCCAAGUUCAAGACAAGAAGAUCAUUGGCUUUCAUGGGUUUGCCGGAGACAAUCUUAAUUCUCUUGGGGCUUACUUUGCUCCGUUGACUACUUCAUCCCCGUUGAUCCCUGCCAAGAAGCUUCCAGCACUUGGUAGUGAUGAAGGAACUGCAUGGGACGAUGGUGCUUAUAAUGGUGUUAAGAAGGUGUAUAUAGGUCAAGGACUCGAUGGUGUGUCAGCGGUUAAGUUUGAGUAUGUCAAUGGUUCUCAAGUUGUUAUUGGAGAUGAACGUGGAAAGACUACUCUACUCGGCUUCGAAGAGUUCGACAUUGAUUAUCCAAGUGAAUACAUCACGGCUGUGGAUGGCACCUGCGAUAAAAUAUUUGGAAGUGACUCUGCGGUCAUUACCAUGCUUAGGUUCAAGACUAAUAAGCGAACAUCAAAUCCCUUUGGUCUUGAAGCUGGCAUAGCCUUUGAACUUAUAGAGGAAGGCCACAAGAUUGUCGGAUUCCAUGGAAAAGUCAGUGAUAUUCUUCAUCAAAUUGGAGUCCAUGUCCUCCCCAUCACCAACUGAUCAUGACAUCUUUCUCUUUGAUUCCAUCUAAUAAGUUAUCAGACCUGUCUUCUAAAUUUGUCACCUUGAAGUUUCUUUAUGUCUCUAAUGAUCUUUGAAUAAGUUGUUCUACUUAUC